AGUUUAACAAAUAUUUUCUUUAUUAUGAACACAUUAGAAUAAAAAGUAUAAUUAAACUGUAAAUAUCAUCCUUAGAAUCCUUCAAAGUAUUUGCAAAUAUGUAGGGAAAGUUUCAGCUUAAUACCUAUUUGCUCUACUUGCACGAAAAUAAAAGGUUUAAGUAUCUAAUAACUCAUUUUAAAUGAAGAAUGCUUAUCCGCUGAUGAAAAUAGUAUUAUAACGAAUUGGCCACCAUUAGAUGAUUAAGAUUUUGAAGUCAAGCUAUUUUAGCUGUUACUAGAAGCCUCUUAAAGUAACUAAAGCAAAUAAAUAAAAGCAUGCUACAUGUAAACAUUUAAGUAGGAUAUCAUGGUUCUUUUAAAUAAAAUUUAGGAUAUUGAUUUUAGCUACAAUCACUCUGAGAUUUUAAGAAUUUAUAAUCAGGUUUCUUAAAAAGAUAAACUAAGAUAAUUCCUCACAAAGAAGAUUAGUGAAGAAGAAAUCUAAUUCUAUGUUUAAAAUAUGAUGUAGAACACUUAAAAUAGUGAGAUCUAAAUUAAAUGUGCAUUAAAAAAUUAUGAAAGAUAUCACAAUGUUUCUAAUUUAAAAGCUUAUCAACAUCUUUUUAGCUGCAUUAUUGACUAAUUAGAAACAUUUGUUAAAAACUUAGAAAUAAAUUAAGAGGAAUAAACAGAAUUAGAUUAAAUUUCAGAAUAAAUAUCUUAAAUAUAAAAUUCCAAAACAAUUUAAAUUUAAAAUAAUUUACAAUUUUUUUCUGAAGCAUAAAAUAAUUUGAUUGAAAAACUACUUGAAAAAAAGAAUUUGAAUAGCCUAAAAAUAAAUUAGAUUAAUCAAAAAGUCUUAGAAAUAUAAAAUAGCAUGAUUAACAAUAUUUAUGAUUAAUUAAGUUAUAAUAGUUAACACCUAGAUACUAAAAAAUUACUUCAACCAACUUAAAUCAGCAUGUACUAAAAUCAGCUAUUUUAUUUUGAUUAUCCUAUUUGCUAAACUGAUUUAAAUAAGUAUUUUAAAAUUAAAGUCAAAAAAGCAGAUGGUUUUCUUGGUAUAGGAAUUUUGAAUAAAACUGAUACUCCAAUUUCAUAACAAAAAUUCUCAGAUCUCAUCUAAUACAAUUUAUACUAUUAUCUAAUUUCUUCAGACGGGUUUUCAUGGAAUUAAGAAGAUAUUAGCUAAAACAAAGUUUAAAAUUCUUUUUAAUUCUUUGACAAAGAUGUUAUCCUAGUAAAAUUAGAGAAAAAUUACAUAACCUUUAAAAAAGAGUUUUCAGAAGAUGAUUUAUUUAUUAUGAGAUUUACAUAUAAUCCUAAUAAAGAGUAUUAUUUUUGUUGUUAUAGAGAUUCUGGCUUAAGCGAUAUCCAGCUUACUCUAUGA
Molecule: messenger RNA, 1371 nt
Organism: Tetrahymena thermophila SB210
Lineage: Eukaryota; Ciliophora; Oligohymenophorea; Hymenostomatida; Tetrahymenidae
Exons: 1
Source: RefSeq, a predicted model, not a curated record